ACACACGGUGUGGAGUCUGUGGACCCAUUUUAUCCACUGAUGAUCGUUGCAUUAAAACAAUUACGGUUGGCAUGGUGUAUAAUAUUAAAAGGAUGUUUAAAAUGUCAGAUACAGAUGUGGUUUUACUGUAUUUUCACAAAAUCUGACAAAUUCAGGAGUAUCAAGUUUUGAAUGAGAAUGUCAUUUCUUUAUUUCGCGUUCGGAAGUAACCUGCUACGACAGCGGCUUCGUCUUAAUAAUCCAAGCGCAACAUUUGUGAGUACUGCCAGACUAGAGGGUUACCGACUGGCGUUUAGCAACAUGGGACUCGACCCCCGGACAAUGCGAUGGCGCGGUGGCGCCGCAACCAUAGUGGACGCUCCGGGGCACGCCGUGUGGGGCUGUGUAUGGCGUCUGGACAACGAGCACAGGGAGUCACUGGACAGACAGGAAUCUGUGUACAAUGCAAUAGAGGUGCCCGUUACCGCCCCAGAUAACACCGUGUACACGUGUUUGACGUACCAGCUGCCGAAGGACCUUCUUUCUCCCCGGGGCUUCGACCCCCGUCCGUCUCCAAUGUACCUUGACGUCAUUGUGCGAGGGGCAGUACAAAACCACCUCCCCGGCUCCUAUAUCGACCAGCUUAACGCGGUACAACAUAACGGCCUGCAUGAAGAUAUUGAUUUGUACACACACCUGCUCCGAAUGCUUAAUGACGAUUUAUAACCAUGCAGUCUUAAGUCUGAACUACAUGAAUUUUAAAUUAAAUAGUAUGUAUGCAUAUCAAAUAUAAGUUAUGUUUAUAUUUUAUGCUUCUUAGGUAUAUAGAUCUUAUUGAUGGAAUGUGCAGUUUAAAAGAACCAUUUUUCAAGCCUUCAUUCUUUCCCACUUAUUGCACUUUGUUAAUUUUCCUGAAACAUUUGUGUCAGGUGCAUAUCUACAUAUUUAAAUGUGGUAUCAACUUGAAAAUUCAUACUUUGGAAGCUCGCAUUGUUGUGCAAAUCAAUCGUAACUUUUUCUUUGACUAUUGCACCGUUGCAGCUCUUUGUUAAAUUCAUACUGAACUUUUGUAUAGGACUUCCUUCUUUCUGACAGAUAAAUGAUAUUCUCCAUCCUGUCCAUUCUAAUUAUCAUAAAGCUAACUAGACAAUCCCUCUGUAAAAAGCGGUAUACGUGGGAGUAUUUUAGAAACUUAUUAUUCAGUGACUAUUUUGUUUUUUGAUAAAUGUGUUUAUUUUAUGCUUUCCGGUGGUGUAUAGAGAAAUAUCAGUGAAAUAAAACUGAUAUUUCACUGUUUAAAACAGUGACAUAUAACAGUGAAAAAUAACGAUAUUUUUCAGUUUUUUACUGUGAAAUAACGUCAUUUUUUCGACGAAAUGACGUCAUAAAUCCAGCGAAAUUAUCCUGAUAAACUCUUUUACAAUGUAAAUAAACGGUGAAAAUAGCAUAAAAUAAAAAGAAAAUUUGUUGGAAUCGAUGGAAUAUCGAUUUUAAUUCACUCGUGAUCAUAAAAAGUACAUAUUUUCACUUGUGGCGCAUUCCAUCGAAUCCAACAAAUAUCCUCUUAUUAUCCCAUCUGUGAGUAAGUUUCAAUCCAAUCAUCCAAUUCAUGCUGAUUAUCGAGUUUUAUCCUUUUUUUUUUAAAUAAUCGACCGUUUUGUAGAAUAUCAAUGCAAAAAGCUGAAGAACUCUCCUCUCGCGCGAGGUUUAUUAUUGUUCUCUGUUAUCGGAGUGCCAUCUUUUAUCAAAGUAUCCGCAUACCCGGCGUGUCAUACGAAACAAUGACUUACGCUCAUGUGUGUUAGCUGGAGUAUAUUGUCGAAUUGCUUAUGUAAAACGUAUCAAUGUUACACGAGGCGAAUCAUGCAAAGUUUGAUAAUUAAGUCGUAGUAACGACAUAAGUCGUGGGAAAGUAAGACGCGUUAUUGUGAUCAUUACCACCAUCACCAUAACCAUCAUCACCAACUUCAACAAACGCACUAUCACCAUCACCACCACUAUCAAUCACAAUUAUCACCACCACCACUAUCACAAGGACCAUCUCCACCAAUACUACCAUCACCAUAGCCAUCAUCACCGCCAUCAACAAACUCACUAUCACCACCAUCACCACCACUAUCAUCAUCAUAACCACCAAUAUCAUUACCACCAUAACCACCAUAAUCUCCAUCAACACAAUCAUCGCCACCAUCAACAAAUUCACUAUCACCACCAUCACUAUCAUCACCAACACUAUCACCACCACCAUAAUCUCCAUCAAUACCAUGAUCGCCACCAACACCACCAUCAACACCAUCAUUACCAACACCACCAUCAUCAUCGCCAUCACCACCACUAUAAAAUCACAAGCACCACCACCACAGGCACCACCACCAACAGCACCACCAACAACACUAUCACAGUUGUCACCACCAUCACUAACCCAACUUCCAUCACCACCACCAUCACCGAUACCACCACUUCAAUGACCAUCACCACCGUAUCUCCAUCAACACCACCUUCAACAUCACCAUCACAACAAGCUCCAUCACCACCACCAUCACCUCCACAAGCACAAUCAUCAACACCACCAUCAUCACCACCAUCAAUUGCAUCAUCAUCCCCACCACCAACACCACCAUCACAACCAUUUCCAUCACCAUCACAAUAGCCACCAACACCACCAUAAAAACCAUCAUUUCCAUCACCAUCAUCGUCGUCAUCGCCCACACCACCACCAUCACCACCACUAUUCCAAUCACCACCAUCACACCAAAAACUUCCAUCACCAUCACCACAAACACCAUCACAAUCACCACCAUCACCAACUAUAUCUCCAUUAACACCACCAAUACCAUCACUAUCACCACCACCACCAGAGCCAACCCAACAUUCAGUAACAACAUGACAAAUUACCGCCACCAUCACUACCAUUACUAUUUCCACCACCACCAUAACUACCACCAUCACCACCAUAAUCACAAGCACCACCACCAACACCACCAUUACCCCUAACCACUUCCAUCACCACCACCAUCGCCCCCUUUACUUAAACCAUCACUAUUAUCAAUAACUCUAUAACCAUCAUCAUCACCACCACCAUAAUCAUCACCAUCUUCCCCAUCAUCACCACCAUCACCACAAUCAAAACUGCCAUCACAAUUAUCACCAUAACCACCGCCAUCACCUUCACCACCAACAUCACCACCUUCAUCACAAUCACUACCACCAUCACCACCACCACCACCGUCAUCACAAACACCAUCAUAAGCAUCACAACUACCACACCACCAUCAAUAGAGCUGUAAAAAUUGAUCCAACAUUCGAUUCGAUUCGAUACCAAAUGGUCCGAUUCGAUUAUUUUCGAUUAGAUUCAAAUAAAACUAUUGACUGCUUAUUUUGCAAACUAUUUCAUGUUUGGUUUGUCCAGGGCAUGAACUAAUAUGUUUGGUAUUUGUUAUUAACGUAUUAUGUUGUACAUAUAAAGUGUUUAAUUUUUAAAGUAAAAUAAAAAACGCAACAUGA
Messenger RNA from Dreissena polymorpha, 3483 nucleotides. Its product is annotated as gamma-glutamylcyclotransferase-like. The coding region runs from base 172 to 705 and encodes 177 amino acids. The transcript is spliced from 4 exons. Gene Ontology annotation, molecular function: gamma-glutamylcyclotransferase activity. The record is from RefSeq and is a predicted model, not a curated record. NCBI's taxonomy places the organism in Eukaryota, Metazoa, Mollusca, Bivalvia, Myida, Dreissenidae.